This is a messenger RNA of Sorex fumeus (smoky shrew), 3814 nucleotides long. RefSeq names its product potassium sodium-activated channel subfamily T member 1 (gene KCNT1). The transcript is spliced from 31 exons. Gene Ontology annotation, molecular function: intracellular sodium-activated potassium channel activity. The record is from RefSeq and is a predicted model, not a curated record. NCBI's taxonomy places the organism in Eukaryota, Metazoa, Chordata, Mammalia, Eulipotyphla, Soricidae. Gene Ontology annotation, biological process: potassium ion transport. Gene Ontology annotation, cellular component: membrane. The coding region runs from base 28 to 3702 and encodes 1224 amino acids.
GCAGGCGGAGAGAGCCGCGGCCCCCUCAUGCCCAGCGCGGCCGCCCAGGGCAGGGCUGAGGGGGCGCUGGCGUGUCCCCGCAGGCAGCCGGGCGCCGGGGACGGUGGCCGUGGGGACGGCGCGCGCCCGGACACCGGCGGCCUCAGCAUGAGCGACCUGGACCCGGAGGGGCUGCCCUUGCCGCCGCGGUACCGCUUCCGGGACCUGCUGCUGGGAGACCCCCCCUUCCAGAACGAGGACAGGCCUCAGGUGGAAGAUUCCAGCUUGGACUCCUCCCAGCCUCAGGUCCAAGUAGAGUUUUAUGUCAACGAGAACACAUUCAAGGAGCGGCUGAAGCUGUUCUUCAUCAAGAACCAGAGAUCCAGCCUGAGGAUCCGGCUCUUCAACUUCUCGCUGAAGCUGCUCACUUGUCUGCUCUACAUCGUCCGCGUGCUGCUGGAGGACCCAGCCCAGGGCAUUGGAUGCUGGGGUUGCCCGAAGCAGAAUUACACCUUCAAUGAGUCAUCAUCUGACAUCAACUGGGCACCCAUCCUGUGGGUGGAGAGGAAGGUGGCCCUGUGGGCCGUCCAGGUCAUCGUGGCCGUGAUCAGCUUCCUGGAGACCAUGCUCCUCAUUUACCUCAGUUACAAGGGAAACAUCUGGGAGCAGAUAUUCCGCGUGUCCUUCGUCCUGGAGAUGAUCACCACACUGCCCUUCAUCUGCACAAUAUUCUGGCCACCGCUGCGAAACUUGUUCAUCCCCGUGUUCCUCAACUGCUGGCUGGCCAAGCAUGCCCUGGAGAACAUGAUUAAUGACUUCCACCGUGCCAUCCUGCGCACGCAGUCGGCCAUGUUCAACCAGGUGCUCAUCCUCUUCUGCACCCUGCUGUGCCUGGUCUUCACGGGGACUUGCGGGAUCCAGCACCUGGAGCGUGCGGGCGAGAACCUGUCGCUGCUCACCUCCUUCUAUUUCUGCAUCGUCACCUUCUCCACUGUGGGCUACGGCGACGUCACCCCCAAGAUCUGGCCCUCACAGCUGCUGGUGGUCGUCAUGAUCUGUGUGGCCCUGGUGGCACUGCCGCUGCAGUUUGAGGAGCUCGUGUACCUGUGGAUGGAGCGGCAGAAGUCGGGGGGCAACUACAGCCGCCACCGGGCACAGACGGAGAAGCACGUGGUGCUGUGCGUGAGCUCACUUAAGAUAGACCUGCUCAUGGACUUCCUCAACGAGUUCUACGCGCACCCGAGGCUCCAGGACUACUACGUGGUCAUCCUGUGCCCCACGGAGAUGGACGUGCAGGUCCGCAGGGUGCUGCAGAUCCCGCUGUGGUCCCAGCGAGUCAUCUACCUCCAGGGAUCGGCGCUCAAAGACCAGGACCUCAUGCGCGCCAAGAUGGACAACGGGGAGGCCUGCUUCAUCCUCAGCAGCCGCAACGAGGUGGACCGCACAGCCGCGGACCACCAGACCAUCCUGCGUGCCUGGGCCGUGAAGGACUUUGCCCCCAACUGCCCCCUGUACGUCCAGAUCCUCAAGCCUGAGAACAAGUUUCACGUCAAGUUCGCAGACCACGUGGUGUGUGAGGAGGAGUGCAAGUACGCCAUGCUGGCCCUCAACUGCAUCUGCCCGGCCACGUCCACGCUCAUCACGCUGCUCGUGCACACGUCCCGCGGCCAGGAAGGGCAGGAGUCCCCGGAGCAGUGGCAGCGCAUGUACGGCCGCUGCUCAGGCAACGAGGUCUACCACGUGCGCAUGGGCGACAGCAAGUUCUUCCGCGAGUACCAGGGCAAGAGCUUCACCUACGCGGCUUUCCACGCCCACAAGAAGUACGGUGUGUGCCUCAUGGGGCUGAAGCGCGAGGAGAACAAGAGCAUCCUGCUGAACCCGGGCCCGCGGCACACGCUGGCUGCCUCGGACACCUGCUUCUACAUCAACAUCACCAAGGAGGAGAACUCAGCCUUCAUCUUCAAGCAGGAGGAGAAGCGGCGCGCGGCGGGGCCCUGGGACGGCUCGGCCCGGCUGCCGGUGCACAGUGUCAUCGCGUCCAUGGGGACCGUGGCCAUGGACCUGCAGAGCGCCGAGUGCCAGCCGGCGCCGAGCAGUGGAGGCCCGAAGCUGGCGCUGCCCACGGAGAAUGGCGCAGGCAGCCGGAGGCCUAGCAUCGCACCCGUCCUGGAGCUAGCGGACAGCUCAGCCCUGCUGCCCUGUGAUCUGUUGAGUGACCAGUCAGACGAUGAGACGGUGCCAUCUGAGGACGAGGCCCUCUCUGUGGUGGAGUACGUCAAGGGCUAUCCCCCCAACUCACCCUACAUCGGCAGCUCCCCCACUCUGUGCCACCUGCUGCCCGUGAGGGCGCCCUUCUGCUGCCUGAGGCUGGACAAGGGCUGCAAACACAACAGCUCCGAGGACGCCAAGGCCUACGGCUUCAAGAACAAACUGAUCAUCGUGUCUGCUGAGACUGCAGGCAACGGGCUGUACAACUUCAUCGUGCCGCUGCGGGCCUACUACCGCUCCCGCCGGGAGCUCAAUCCUAUCGUGCUGCUGCUGGACAACAAGCCUGACCACCACUUCCUGGAGGCCAUCUGCUGCUUCCCCAUGGUCUACUAUAUGGAGGGCUCUGUGGACAACCUGGACAGUCUCCUGCAGUGCGGCAUUAUCUAUGCUGACAACCUGGUGGUGGUGGACAAGGAGAGCACCAUGAGCGCCGAGGAGGACUACAUGGCUGACGCCAAGACCAUCGUCAACGUUCAGACCAUGUUCCGGCUGUUCCCCAGCCUCAGCAUCACGACGGAGCUCACGCACCCGUCCAACAUGCGCUUCAUGCAGUUCCGCGCCAAGGACAGCUACUCCCUGGCGCUCUCCAAACUGGAAAAGCGGGAGCGCGAGAACGGCUCCAACCUGGCCUUCAUGUUCCGCCUGCCCUUCGCGGCCGGACGCGUCUUCAGCAUCAGCAUGUUGGACACGCUGCUGUACCAGUCCUUCGUGAAGGACUACAUGAUUCCCAUCACCAGGCUGCUCCUGGGCCUGGACACCACACCCGGCUCUGGCUACCUCUGCGCUAUGAAGAUCACCGAGGCCGACCUGUGGAUCCGCACCUACGGGCGCCUGUUCCAGAAGCUGUGCUCGUCCAGCGCCGAGGUCCCCAUCGGCAUCUACCGCACCGAGUGCCACGUCUUCGAGCCAGGCGCAGACCGCCCGCGCCCCCAGGUCUCCGUGAACAUGGAGGAGUGCGAGGACACGCGCGAGGAGAAGGGGCCCGCGGAGCCCGAGCCCCCGCGCCGCAGGAGCCUGCAGUGGGCGCGGCGGCUGAGCCGCAGGAGCGCCAAGCCCGCCGCCCAGGCAUCGGCGGCCGUGUGGAGCCAGCAACGGCUCAGCCUGUGCCGGCGGUCGGAGCGGCAGGAGCUGUCCGAGCUGGUCAGGAACCGCAUGAAGCACCUGGGGCUGCCCACCACGGGCUACGAGGAUGUAGCAAAUUUAACAGCCAGUGAUGUCAUGAAUCGGGUAAACCUGGGAUAUUUGCAAGAUGAGAUGAACGACCAGCAGAACACACUCUCCUACGUCCUCAUCAAUCCCCCGCCCGACACCAGGCUGGAGCCCAAUGACAUCGUGUACCUCAUCCGCUGCGACCCCCUGGCCCACGUGGCCAGCAGCUCUCAGAGCCCGAAGAGCAGCUGUCACCACAAGCUGGAGUCCUCUCACCCCGAGACGCAUGACGAGACUCAGCUCUGAGCCGGCUGAGCACGCAGCCCCGACGGAUUCUGCAGACCGUGGCGCAAUCUGUAACCCGUUUUUACCAAUCUCAACCACCCUCGUCUGCACAAUGUACCGCAACUCGUGACCA